Messenger RNA from Phaedon cochleariae (mustard beetle), 1025 nucleotides. NCBI's taxonomy places the organism in Eukaryota, Metazoa, Arthropoda, Insecta, Coleoptera, Chrysomelidae. The record is from the annotation of a GenBank genome assembly.
CACAGAACUUAAACACAGAGGAGAAGGGAAAAACAGUGUUAUGAUUCUGUUCCUACAAGGACAACAAAAAUGGCGCUGAUAGCCCCUUGAUGAGUUUGCGCAUUAGCAUGCAUUAGUAAAUGUUAUUUGUCAAUGACAUUGUUUAUUUUUUGUUUAAUUACAAUUUCUCAGUUUUUUCCUUUUUACCCUAGAUUUUUUUCUACGUUUUUGAAGUGUUAUCAUCAUGCCUGAAAGAUGUUUCAUUUGGUCUUGCCAAAGCAGUGGUAAACUCCCAAAUAUUUACUAUUUUCGCUUUGGUUCCAGGAAGGAACUAUGGCUUGAAGCCUUGGGAAUACCUGAUAAGGAUAUAAGUUCUAGGAAUCUUCUUUGUUCCAAACAUUUUGAUGCAUCAGAUGUUGUGUUUCCUGAUAGUGAACAUGGCAGAGUAAGGCUCAAACCAAAAGCUGUGCCCAAACAUUUCAUAAUCAAAAGGAAAUCAACUGACAUUCUUUCUUCUGAACCCCCGAAAAAAAAAGUUGCAAGGAAACACCAUGAUAUGUUGGAACAAGAACAACCUUCCACAUCCAUGAAUAAACAACCUAGUAAUAAUUAUGAAGCAGAAGUUGUUCAUAUCCCAAAGCACAUGAAAGAACAGCUUUCCAGUUCAACUGAUAGUGCUGGACUGAAGCAUACUCCUAAAAGAAAUAGGAGGCUAAUUAAAAAAAUUCAUACAUACAGGUGUGUACAUUUCCUUAUACUAAAGAAGCUAGCAAAGCCACUUUCGAUUUUCAACAUGAGACACAUUUCAUAAUUUUAGGCUCAUUUUAGGCUAAUUUAUUACCCCAUUCCCGAAUUUUUUGCUCCUCCCUAUCAUAGAAAAAUUUGUGGCUUUGCUAGCUUCGGCCGAACUCAGCAAAGCCAUUUUUGAAAAACAAUAUUUUUUGAAUAUCUGAUAUAGUGAGAAUGUUGUGCUCAUUUUAGGCUAAUUUAUUACCCUAUUCCCAAUUUUCUUGCUCCUCUUUAUCAUAGAAAAAUCUGUGGCUUUG